AUGCCUCCAAUUCGAACCGCAAUCAUCGGGCUCUCAAGUUCCUCCCCUGAGGGCCAGAAGAAGUUUCAAAUUAUCGCAUUAUGUAACUCGAGCAUAGAUGCUGCUAAGCGCGCUAUUGACGCAUUCAAGCUACCAUCCGAGACGCGCGCAUAUGGUGACCCGGAGAGUCUUGCCGCAGAUCCAGAUGUUCAGCUCGUCGUAUGCGCGACACGUGUGGACAAGCAUUACGAAACAAUUCUUCCAAGUGUACGCCAGGGCAAAGACACAUACGUGGAAUGGCCCUUGGCCCAGAAUGCUUCACUCGCAAGUGACCUAGCAGCCCUUGCACGACAGAAAGGGGGCAAAACCGUUGUGGGACUUCAGGGCUGGCACGCACCGGCAGUCAUGAAAAUUCGCGAGUUAAUAGGAAGCGGUCGCAUUGGAAAAUGGAUAGAUAGGCUUUCUUUGCCGACUGGGCUGGAGUACUUUACGGAUAGGAAAGUUGGGGGAAACCCAUUUACGAUUGGAUUCGGUCACUUAUUUGAUUUCGUUCAGUUCGUGCUGGGAGAUAUCCAAGUUCUACAUUCCCAUUUACAACUCCAACGGCCAGACGUGAAGAUCUGGGACCGAUCUAGUGGAAAAGUCGUAAAAACAGUUCGGUCGGAUGUUCCUGACCUAAUUCUUGUGACCGGAUCACUACAGGCUUCAGAAUACGCCACUUCGGGCGCAACCGUCCAUCUGAGAUUCCGUCGAGGGCAAGCCUUUAAGGGAGAAGAUCCAUUCGUGUGGUCAAUAAAUGGAGAAAGGGGCGAGAUCCGUCUUAGUGCCUCUGGCGGACCAGGAAUCUCAGCAGCUUCCCACGGACAACCGCUAACUAUUGAAGUUCACGAUUUUGAUACGGAUGGAGUAGAGAACGUAGAGUGGAAUUGGCAAGGAAGAGAAGAGCUGGAUAUAUCCGCAAGAAUAGUUGGUGCCCUUUAUGAAGCAUUUGCCGCUGGUGAUGCGGCGAAAUACCCUACAUUUGACCAUGCCUCUAAGCGCCAUGACCAACUGGAUAGGAUAUUAGCACAAUUCUCGGCUGAAUGA
Daldinia vernicosa is the source of this 1065-nucleotide messenger RNA. RefSeq names its product NAD(P)-binding protein. The record is from RefSeq and is a predicted model, not a curated record. Bases 1 to 1065 code for a protein of 354 amino acids. Lineage: Eukaryota; Fungi; Ascomycota; Sordariomycetes; Xylariales; Hypoxylaceae. The transcript has 4 exons. Gene Ontology annotation, molecular function: nucleotide binding.